AUGAUAUCCAUCGGCAAGACGCAAGGGCAGGGUCUCCCAGGGCAGACGUCAUCUUCGUCGAUUCAACGCGAGAACAGAACGUGCUCGGAUGGCUCAGCGGACACCAGUCUAUCUGCCGCCGUCACCAACACAACCUACAAUUCCGCUACACCAUGCUUGAUACCGUCUUCGAUCACCUCGACCGCAGCCAAUUAUGUCGAACAGAACAUGACCCUCCGACAGGGUCUCCGCCGCUAUCCAAAAGCAAUCAUGUGGUCCAUCCUCUUCUCCUUAACCCUGAUCAUGGAAGGCUACUCUACCAUCCUCGUCCCAAAUCUUUACUCUCUCGACCCCUUCCGCCGGAAAUUUGGCACGCUGCAACGCAACGGCGACUACGAGAUUAGUGCUGUAUGGCAGAGUACGUUAGUCAAUGGCGCUUUGGCAGGUCAGAUUGUUGGACUGUUCGCGGCAGGUUGGCUGGCUGAGAAAAUCGGGUAUCGCAGAACGCUUAUGGCUGGAUUGACGGCAGUUACUGCCUUCAUCACAAUCACCUUCUUCGCAACGACUAAGCCAAUGUUGCUGGUAGGGCAGUGUUUACUCGGGGCGCCAUGGGGCGUGUUUCAGACCAUCAGUACGGUGUAUGCUAGCGAUGCGUUGCCUGUUCAGUUGAGAGGGUAUUUGACCACAUACGUUAAUGCUUGCUGGGUAAUCGGUCAACUUAUCGCCUCCAUUGUACUCCGCGCAAUGCUCUCCAUCCCCUCGCAAUGGGCAUACAGAAUUCCGUUUGGUCUGCAAUGGGUAUUCCCCGUUCCCAUCUUCAUUUUCGUAUUUCUCGCCCCGGAAUCGCCGUGGUGGCUGGUCCGACAAGAUCGCUUCAAAGAGGCCAAAACUUCGCUCCGCCGCUUGCGCAGGCAGGAUGAGGAUGAGUUGGACGCCGAUUUCGACGCAGGUUUGGAAGACACGUUGAGAUGCAUCAAACAAACCAAUGACAAUGAAAAGGAAGCGCAGAGUGGAACUAGAUACGUCGACUGCUUCAAGGGUGUGGACAGAAGGAGAACAGAAAUAACAUGUAUGUGCUGGAUCAUCCAAACACUAUGUGGUAGCACCUUCAUGGGCUUCUCAACCUACUUCUACGAACAGGCAGGCCUUGGUGCCCGCCAUGCUUUCACACUCUCUCUUGCACAGUUUGCCCUCGGUCUCCUUGGCGUCCUUGCUUCCUGGCUUCUGCUCUCAUACCUUGGCCGCCGCACAAUCUACCUCUCGGGCCAAACGCUAACAUUUCUCUGUGUCCUGUUAAUCGGCAUCCUAGCCUGUAUUCCACACUCACAUCCAUCUAUCUCUUCCUCAAACACAAACUUGCCUCGCUCUACUGGCGGUGGAGAUGCUGGCAGAGGUGAGCGAGUCGGGGGUAGUGGACCGAUUCCUUGGGCGAUUGCAGCACUUCUCCUCGUAUUUACCGCCGUCUACGAUGCCACAAUCGGCCCUCUGUGCUAUACGCUCGUCUCAGAAAUCCCUUCAACCCGCUUACGUUCAAAAACAAUUGUAUUAGCACGCAAUUGCUAUAACAUCUCCGGUAUAAUUACCAACCUAAUCACGCCUCGCAUGUUGAACCCAACGGCUUGGGCUUGGGGAGCUAAGGCGGGUUUCUUCUGGGCUGGAACGUCGGUGAUUGGGCUUGCAUGGAGUUGUUGGCGGCUUCCUGAGACCAAGGGGCGGAGUUUUGCCGAGAUCGACACGCUAUUUCGCAACAGGACGAAGGCGAGAAAGUUCAAAGGGACAAGGAUCGUGGGAGGUAUGCAAAGAAGGGAAGUAAGUGGAAACAGCAAGGCAAGUGAGGUGUAG
Ascochyta rabiei is the source of this 1821-nucleotide messenger RNA. RefSeq lists its product as uncharacterized. The transcript is spliced from 3 exons. Gene Ontology annotation, cellular component: membrane. Gene Ontology annotation, molecular function: carbohydrate:proton symporter activity. The coding region runs from base 1 to 1821 and encodes 606 amino acids. Gene Ontology annotation, biological process: transmembrane transport; carbohydrate transport. Lineage: Eukaryota; Fungi; Ascomycota; Dothideomycetes; Pleosporales; Didymellaceae. The record is from RefSeq and is a predicted model, not a curated record.